AUGACAAGCCAAGACUCUCUCGAUUUGGCUCGAGUGUUCAUGGCCCAGCAGCAAGGCUACGUUUCGACUUCAUCAUCCGCUCAAACGCUCAUCAUGGACAAUGGAGGAGAUACAAUCAAGAUUGGAUUGGCUCCUAGUUCUUUAAACGAAGUUUUCGAUCAAGCACGUGAAGUCAAACGUCCACUCAUAAUUCCGAAUAUGAUUGCUAAACAAAAAGCAUCAUCAGCAACAAGUGGUUCAAUGUUUAUUGGAGAUCAACUCGAAAGUGAUUGUGAAUGUUUUGCAUCCUUGCUAUUCAGAAGACCAAUUGAAAGAGGAUAUGUUGUGGAUUGUGAAACACAAGCUAUCAUUUGGGAUUAUAUAUUUAAAACACAUUUUUCAAGUUUGUCAAUAAGUGAAACAAGACUCUUUCUUUCUCAUCAACCUUUUACACCAAAGACCAUACAAAAAGAUCUUUGUCAAUUAAUAUUUGAAUACUUUGGAUUUAAGGAAUAUGCCUCAAUAUCUAGUCAAUACCUAAGUUUUUUUGGAUAUAUUAAUGAAAUUAGCGAUGAAAAAUCUCCUCUUUACUCGUUAGAUACGACCAAUCCUGUGAAAAUAUCCAAAAGUGCCCUAGUGGUGGAUUCUGGAUUUUCAUUUUCACAUAUUUAUCCAAUUAUUAAUUCUCUCCCUAUGAAAGCAGGUAUUCAACGAAUUGAUAUUGGAGGAAAGUUACUAACAAAUUAUCUCAAAGAAGUAGUAUCGAAUAGAUAUUAUGACAUGAUGGAAGAAACAUAUUUAAUGAAUCUUGUUAAAGAAAGAUUAUGUUAUGUAUCAAAGAAUUUUCUUAAAGAUUUACAUGCUGCUUCUUUUAGCGAUUCUCCUCUCUUUCAAUCCUAUGUGCUUCCAGAUUACAGGCACAGCAAAACUGGUUAUUUAUUGGAUACUUCUGAUGCAUCAUCAAUUGAUCCUGAACUACAAAUUCUGACCCUGAAUAAUGAACGUAUUGCAAUUCCAGAGCUUUUAUUCAAUCCCUCUGAUAUUGGUCUCAAUCAAGCAGGCAUUGCAGAAACAUGCGCAAGGACUAUAUUGACCAAUAUCAAAUCUCCUGUCGAACAGUCCAUCUUGUUUGAUACCAUUUUGGUAACAGGAGGUAACUCGAAAUUCAAAAACUUUAAAGAGCGAUUACUCCAAGAAAUAAGACCAUUCUGUCCACAAGAGGUCAAGUCUGUCACUGUUUUGGAAAGUAAAAAUCCCAUCACAUUGUGCUGGAGAGGAGCCUCAGCAUUUAGUUUCUACCAAAAACGACAACUGGACCAAUGCACUGUGAAAAAAGAGGAAUAUGAGGAAGUAGGGUUUGAAUUAUGCGAAGAUCGAUUCAAACAGAGCUAA
Naegleria fowleri is the source of this 1371-nucleotide messenger RNA. RefSeq lists its product as uncharacterized. Gene Ontology annotation, cellular component: Swr1 complex. The record is from RefSeq and is a predicted model, not a curated record. The transcript has a single exon. NCBI's taxonomy places the organism in Eukaryota, Heterolobosea, Eutetramitea, Acrasida, Naegleriidae. Gene Ontology annotation, molecular function: nucleosome binding. The coding region runs from base 1 to 1371 and encodes 456 amino acids.